Messenger RNA from Spodoptera frugiperda (fall armyworm), 6739 nucleotides. RefSeq names its product catenin delta-2 (gene p120ctn). Gene Ontology annotation, cellular component: nucleus; cytoplasm; adherens junction. The coding region runs from base 353 to 2980 and encodes 875 amino acids. Gene Ontology annotation, molecular function: cadherin binding. The transcript is spliced from 20 exons. The record is from RefSeq and is a predicted model, not a curated record. Lineage: Eukaryota; Metazoa; Arthropoda; Insecta; Lepidoptera; Noctuidae. Gene Ontology annotation, biological process: cell-cell junction assembly; cell-cell adhesion.
UAGCAGAAAAGAUUACAUUCUGACCGCUCCCUAGGCGUAGAAUAGUACGUCAGUCGUCAAGUAUUUUUCAUGCCUGUUUGUACUACUUGCUUUAGUAGGGGGCCGCAAUAGUAAAAGCUGUUGGAAAGUGCAAUCGUACGGGAAACUGAUGGUGUAAAAAACUAUCUCACGUUCCGUUUAUGAGCAGUUUGCCGUGUUGGUGCAUUUGUAAAGUUUGUAGCCAUUUUCGGUGAAUUGAAUCAACAUCAGUAUUAUCAAGAGCAGCUCAUAAUGACAUUACGUUGUAAUACCUUAAGUGGCCAUUAGGGUAUCAUCGGUCCAGUUUAGACAUGAUAAGAAGACCACAGCAGACAUGGACGGCGUGAAGAAAAUACAUUCUGGAACACUGUAUCGCAACGGCCCCGUGGAGAACGCGUACGGCCCGCAGCACAGCCCGGUGUCGCGGUCGGACGCGUCCACCGAGGACGCGGAGCUGUCGGCGGCGCUCGCCCACCAGCACCACCUUGCUAUGCAGGUCAGUUACAUGGCUGGUGAGUACCCAGUAGUUGGCGCUGGAGUAGAACCCGACUAUGGACAGUACGUGUCGUCGCCCGCGGCGCACUAUAAUCACAUGGGACAUCUCACCAUGGCUCCCUCACAGAAGUAUCCCCAUGUGAUGGACUCAGUCUCAGUUAGUGGCGGAGGCAGCUAUGCAGGCGCCGGUGGUGCCGGCCACUACGGCACCUACGGCCACUACGGCACCGCAGCCUACCAACCACAGACAGCAUACAUGGUGGAGACCACGCAAGUCCCCCAGUAUAUGGGACAGGAAUACGUGGAAGGAGGUGGUAGCGCUUCGCCCCGGAGCGCGUCACCGGGUGCUCUGCCACAACACAAUCUACAUUUACAACAAAGGUAUGACUCAGCAUCCCUAGAACAGUUGGGUCGACACUACUGCGUGACGUCGCCGCGCGGGGAGUACGCGCCCGACGCGUACGGAUACCAGCACUACCCCACAGCGUACGAACCGCCGCACCAACCUCCGCCCUUCAAGGAUUCACAGAAUGGUCUAAGCCUGGGCAGCGCCGGGGGACAGUCGAUGUACGGAGACGAUGAGGAGUUACAGAAACAGAUGGCAAAUAUGGCGCUAGUACACGGCAGCGUGGGUGGUCGCGAGGAGACUGGAGGUCUCCAAUGGAGGGACCCCAACCUGCCCGAAGUGAUCGGUUUCCUCAACUCCCCCUCCGACGUGGUGAAGGCCAACGCGGCCGCCUAUCUACAGCACCUCACUUAUAUGGACGACCCUAAUAAACAGAAGACUAGGAGUUUAGGCGGUAUCCCCCCACUGGUGCGCCUAGUAUCGCACGAGAACCCGGAGGUAUGUCGCAACGCAUGCGGCGCGCUCCGCAACUUGUCGUACGGGCGACAGAACGACGAGAACAAGCGAGCCAUACGGGACGCCGGCGGCAUCCCCGCACUCAUGGCGCUACUGUGCCGGGCCACCGAUAUGGAGGUAAAAGAACUAGUAACGGGCGUGAUCUGGAACAUGUCAUCGUGUGAGGAUCUGAAGCAGUCCAUCAUAGAUGACGCGGCCCAGGUCAUCGUCAACAAGGUCAUCAUACCGCACUCCGGGUGGCAUCCCACCAACCCUGGAGACACCUACUGGUCUACUGUAUUCCGCAACGCGUCGGGCGUGCUGCGCAACGCGUCGUCCGCGGGCGAGUACGCGCGGCGCCGCCUGCGCGGGCUGGCCGGGCUGGCCGAGGCGCUGCUGCAUGCAGUUAGAGCCGCGCUGCAGGCCAACGCCAUCGGCACCAAGAUCGUCGAGAACUGCGUCUGUGUACUCAGGAACUUGUCCUACCGAUGUCAAGAAAUCGAAGACCCGUUGUACGACACGAGAGCGCCGCCCACACAGUCAUCCGGGCAGGCCAGGAUACAAGCUAGCGCGUCUAAAGGCGAAAACCUUGGCUGUUUCGGCGGCAGUAAAAAGAAGAAGGAAGGGUCAUCGUCCUCGAACUCUACCAGUCCCUUAGGCAAGAGCGAGCCGGACAGUCAGCCACUCGGGGACACUGGCACUACACAGCUUGGGUACUCCGUACCUAAGGGGACGGAGAUGCUGUGGUCGCCUGAGGUGGUCCCUCUAUACAUGGCGUUGCUACAAACCUGUUCCAACCCCGAGACCCUGGAGGCGGCGGCGGGCGCGCUACAGAACCUGGCCGCCUGCUACUGGCAGCCCUCCAUCGACAUACGGGCCGCUGUCAGGAAAGAAAAAGGUCUACCAAUACUAGUUGAGCUCUUGCGCAUGGAGGUGGACCGUGUGGUCUGUGCUGUGGCCACGGCUCUAAGGAAUCUGGCCAUUGACCAGAGGAAUAAGGAGCUGAUCGGGAAGUAUGCCAUGAGGGACCUGGUGCAGAAGUUGCCUAGUGGGAACCAUCAGCAUGAUCAGGGCACAUCAGACGACACGAUAGCCGCGGUCCUGGCGACUCUGAACGAGGUGAUAAAGAAGAGUGGAGAGUUCUCUCGCUCCCUGCUGGAGGCGGGCGGAGUCGAGCGAUUGCUUAACCUCACCAAGCAACGCCAUCGACAUACUCCCAGGGUGCUCAAGUUUGCAGGCCAGGUCCUGAUGACGAUGUGGUCCCACGCGGAGCUGCGCGAGGUGUACCGCAAGCACGGGUGGCGCGAGGCGGACUUCCUCACGCCCGCGCGGGCCGCGCAGCCGCGCGCGCCCUCCACCGCCAGCGGUCAGGGCACGCCGUCGUCGGGCGCGGGCGCUCCGCACUCGCCCAGCAACGCCAACAGCACGCUCAGCCGGCCCAUGGCUUCCACCGGCGGCACGCGGUACGAGGACCGGACCAUCCGCAGGCAUCGGGAGAACGAUGACAUACCAGCGAUGGAAGUGAACAACUACCAUGACGGGCUAGGCAUGGGCAACCCGAACGGCCGGCCGAUGAACUUGCAAGGUGUACAAGCCCAAAUGCCCAUGCCGCCUAGCAGUCGUUAGCGCGCCGCCGCGUGCGCAGGUGAUCUUGACGAAUGACAGUAAGAAAAUACCGAUUAAAGUGCUAUAGAUACGGUUUUUUGUGAUUUAUUUACGAAAAGUUGAACAUUUUAGACGUUUUAUUACUCUCUAUGAAUAGUUUCUUUUUCUUUUGGUCAGAUUAAUCUCCGUGACUUGUUAAGAUAAGAUAUAGCAUUUAAAUCGGUAUUUACUUUACGUCAAAAUCGCCAAGUAAAACCCGUAAGCAUGAUCACAGAAAUCGAGAGUCGUGUUCUAUGCUGCGUUCACACGUCCCUGACAAAAGGAUAUUUAGAGAAUAUCCUAAAUUAUGUGCAACUUGUACUAAAAACGAGUGUAAACGCAGCAUAGAAUAUUAACAUACAUGAUUAAUUUGUAUAUCUUGUCUGUCAAAUGUGCUUAGGGUGAUUGGCUUCGUGAGAAUUUUCAUAUGGCAAUACUUUGGCAGUCUAUUUAUUAAUGCUGGCAACUUUUGUAAGGUUGUGUAACUUUUUGUAUUUAAGGUUUAUAAUGUGGACAGUAUUAUCGUUGUUGUGACAGUAAAAAAAUAAUAUUUUAUAUCUUUUUUUUUGGUUUUUGAAUUUCUCACGAAGUCAAUGAAGUACUGAAGUUAUUUAUUAUUGUAUGCGAGGUAACAUGCACAAGUGUUUAUGUUAAAUUAAUCAUUAAAUUGUAGUAUUCGCGUUGAAUGUGGUAUACGCUGUUUCAACGUAUCGUUAUGUACAGUCAUCGACAAUGUUGAUUUAUCACAAAUUGAUUUUCAGUUUUUUCAUAAUUUUCCAUAAUGCAUUUCAUUUACAAAUAUAACAAGCAAUAACUUACCUUACUCAGAGUCAUUUAAUGGUUACUUAACCCAGUCCUUAGGUUGAUAAGGCUGAAAGCAAUCGUGCUUUCGAUACUAAAGGAAUAGUUUAAGUAAUCAAUAAAUGUUUCUGAGCGCAGCUUGCAGAAUAUUAACUUAAUAAAUUCUGAAACAGCAUAUUUUUAUUAUUAUUAUAAACCCUUUUAUAGAAGGUCCAUAGAUGAACAGGCCGUUGAUGAUGUUUUUUUAAAUAAUUUUUAAUCAAUAUUGUGAUUGACUGUACAUGUAAAAAAAAUAUUAGCCUUGAGGCCUAAAUUAACUCAUCGCAUUCGGAUGUACGUUUUAUACAAAAUAUACUAUUUGCCAUUUUGAUUUAUAAAAAGGUAUCAUGUCAAUUCCCUAUGUAAAUAGUUGUGCCAUUUCUGUAUUUAUAUUAUAAAUGAAUUAAAAUAUAAAACUUAAAGCGAGUUUCGUGUAGGUGUGUUGUGUAAUUUCUAUUUAAAAUGUUGAGGCUCACGAUCAUUUAUUAAUUAUACUCGAUUCGUUUUGUUGGACAAUCUCGACUAAUCUAGUAUUUAAAGAUUUAUUUUAAAAACAAAUAGUUGAAAAAUAAAAUGGUGAUGAUGUUUGGUUGUUGUAGGUCCUUGAUGAAAAAUGACAGAAAGAUACGUGAAAUGGUUUUGCUUAACAGAUUUUCAAUCUUAUCUUAUUGUAAUACGCUUGAAAAUCUAUUAAUCAGUUUCCAGUAGGUUGUUGCUAGUUGACAAUCUAAUUUACCAGGGACCUGUAGAAUCGAACUAUAGUAUUUACCUAUCUUUAUUUUAAUACAAACCCAAAAUCAACAGUGAUUUCUAAGCAAUAAACAAAAUUGACCAACAAAACGAAUUAAACUAUCCUAAUAUAACCAUUUAUACUAAAGAACGUCAACUAAACUAAACUAAACGUUUUACAUACAUUGAUAAAAAAAAAAUACAUUUCAAAUAUUUCGAAAAUUUGAACGUAAUUAUUAUUAUUAUUUAUAAAUGAAUUAGUUUAGACACAGCGAUCUUAGAAUCGGAAUCGGAAAAUUUUCUAAUUAAAGAUUUCGGAAUUAAGGUCUUAUAGUAUUUAAUGGUAAUUUAUAGAACAUUUUGUAAUAUUUUGUAACCAUUCCAAACCCUUUACGGUAAUGUAAAAUAGGCAUCAAUUGUCCUUUAAAAUAAGUAAUAUCCGUCUUGUAAUUAGCGUUAAGAUGCAUAAUCGUGGGACGUUAUUAUUGUUUUAUAUUUAUUUUGUUUCGUGGGGUGUCCUAUACAAUGGUUAAGGCCUUUUCAUACGCUGCGGUUGCUGGUUUUGCGUACACGUACGUUAGAAAUUACGUAUACGUGUAGAAACCAACGUACGUGGAUACGCACUUCACUGCAAGGUAUGUGGCACCGGUUUCCCGGAUUCAGGAGCGUGUGAAAAGGUUUUUGAAGGUCUUAAUGACAUGACAGAAGGGGUUUAGAGGAGAUUGUACCCAAUUAAAGACCCCUUUCAGAGUCCUAUAUGACUAUGACUAUGACAAAAUCUCUAUCAUGACACAAGGCAGUUGGAUGACGAAAGUUAAUCAAUGAUUUGUAGAUAUUUUAAUAAUUUCGUUGCAUCCUUCAAAGGGAGCUAUUUAUAUCCUACCCCGCAAAUAACUACAAAGUAAUUUAUACAAUUAUAGACUCUAUAGCUAUACGAUUAACGACGGUAAUACCGUAUCAAUUAACCACGUAAAUUGUGAACGAUAGCAGCUUUAAAAUGAUUUCGUUUCGGUUCGUUUCCCUCCGUUUAUGAUUUUAAUUCGUUAGUGUAAUUAUUUAUUUUAUAUUAUAUUAUUACAUAGUAAGGUCGUUAGGUAAAAGAUAUUUAAAUAAGGGUUUUGUGAGAAAGUUAAAUGAUUUUCUUUUUGGGGAUAUGAUUUAUGCACAAUAAUGCAUUUUGAUACGUCCGCGGCAGGAUAAACGUUGACUGAGUAACCUGGUACAAAACUGACCUCAUCCAGUGCAUUAUAUUGAUUUAAGUACCUACCCACGUAUGUAAGUUUUUGUAUAAUAUUUUUUAUUAUAAAAAUGUAAGCAAAUGUACAAGAAAUGUUUUUCAUUACAAUAAGCUUGCCACGGCGUCGUCGCUUCUAUGAAGCGCACAUUUUAUUAUAAUUUCUCGCAUAAAAAGCUUACUUCGUUUGUGUUCUACGUGUAGAUGUAAGUAUUGUUUACGCAUCAUUUUAUACAUUUAUUUAUCGUGUCUUUAGAUGGGAAAUAUUAGUAAAUUGUAGGCAUUACUAGACAUAUUGUUUAUAUUAUAUAUCUAUUAAAAUUAAUGUCUAUAUUAAAUUUUAUAGGAAAUCAUCCUUGUCUAAGCUUUGUAUAGUUGUAUGGAUUUUAUUUUUUAUGGGGCUGUCUUACGUUAUUUGUACUUCCAUUUACACAGUAAAAGAUCUCUAGAAGUUUCCAAAUUUUAUUUUUAAGACGUAUAGUUUCACCAUGAUGUCAGGCGUCUUAGCGCUGUUGUUUACUGGCGGUGUGACGUCACGCGCGCAUCAGUGCAGCCCUCUACAAUGACGUCACUCUACAUGUUCUAAACAAUUGAUGCGUUUGUGACGUCACAAGCCAGUACGCCACAGACCUUAGUGUUUAACCACAGGUAAAAUAUAUUAACAUCUAUGGUCAACCAUAGGUUAUAGUUGUUGGAACAGUAAUACUCGAUUUAUUUAUAUUUUAUUUAAAAAUUUUAUAUUGAGAAGAAAUAAUUAAUAUUUAACGAGAUCGUCUGCGUUUGUCGUUGCGACAGUUUAGUAGUUAAUAUAAUGAUAGUUUGUCUUAUGUCACGUUGUAUGUAGUUUAAUAGAGCAUUAUUCUCUUACAUAAAGAUACCUUAUCAUUAAACAAAUUAUAUUAUCAAAGAGAAUUAAACGAAUGAUUUUUUUUAUUUAA